UUUGCCGAUCCGAUGUCAACGUCACCGGUUUGCGUGUGUUUUUCGGAGUUGAAUUUUCAUUGCUGUGAAUAUCCAUAUAAUUCCAUGUGGUGAUAGAUUAUUUCCGAUUUACAGUUUUCUUCCAUCUUUUAAAUAAGGAUAUCGGGGCACAAUCAGUCAACUGAAUUCUAAGAAAACGCAUCGUAUGUUAAAAUGGCAACGGAACGAAAAGGCACUUUUAAGGUAGAAUACCUACAGGCAAUCGAACGGCAGAUGCAAGACCGUUGGGAAAAAGAGAAACUGCACCAGAAUGAUGCAGCAGUGAAUGGGAGGAAAAGUUCAGAUGAGAAGUUUUUGGUUACUUUUCCGUUUCCCUACAUGAACGGUAGGCUGCAUCUGGGACACACGUUCUCACUUUCGAAGGCGGAAUUUGCUGUCCGUUACCAACGGCUAAAAGGGAAAGAGGUUCUGUUUCCGUUCGGGUUCCAUUGCACCGGUAUGCCAAUUAAAGCCUGUGCCGAUAAACUCAAGCGUGAAAUGGAAGAAUUCGGGUGCCCACCGGUUUUCCCCAAGGAUAGCGAAGUAGUUACUAUAGUCGAAGAGAAGGAUGUUAUUCCGAAGGACAAGAGUAAAGGUAAAAAGAGUAAGGCUAUGGCAAAAACUGGUGCUGCAAAAUAUCAGUGGCAGAUUAUGCAAAGUCUUGGGCUUAAAGACGAUGAAAUUAAGAAAUUUGCCGAAACCGAUCACUGGCUGGAGUACUUUCCACCGCUUGCCAUCCAAGACUUGAAAUCUGUGGGAGUUCACAUUGAUUGGAGGCGUACUUUCAUUACAACGGAUGCUAAUCCGUAUUUCGACUCGUUCGUUCGAUGGCAGUUUAAUCAUCUGAAAACACGCGGAAAGAUAAUGUACGGUAAAAGACAUACAAUAUUUUCGCCGAAAGAUGGGCAGCCUUGCAUGGACCAUGAUAGGUCCUCUGGAGAAGGUGUUGGACCACAAGAAUAUACGCUUAUUAAGAUGAAGGUUACUGGCAAGCUACCGGCCAAACUGGGCGCCGUGAAAACAUCUGUCUACUUGGUUUGCGGAACACUUAGGCCAGAAACCAUGUACGGUCAGACUAACUGUUGGGUUCAUCCGGAUAUAAAUUACAUUGCAUUCGAAACAAGUCGCAAUGGAGAGGUUUGGAUAUGUACAAGACGGGCCGCUAGAAAUAUGGUUUAUCAAGGAUUCACUGCUGUAGAAGGUCAAGUGAAAGAGAUCGCUGAGCUACAGGGCCAGGAAAUUCUUGGCUUGGCACUUUCCGCACCACUGACGCCAAAUAAAACUAUCUACACGCUUCCAAUGUUGUCUAUUAAAGAGGAUAAGGGUACUGGUAUAGUUACUUCGGUUCCCUCCGAUUCCCCUGAUGACUAUGCUGCUCUAAUGGAUUUGCACAAGAAAGCGGCUUUCCGCGAGAAAUAUUCAAUCACCGAUGAAAUGGUUUUACCAUUCCAGCCGAUUCCAAUAAUAGAGGUUCCUGGUUUGGGUAAGCUAAGUGCUGUUACCGCUUGUGAGCAGUUUAAAAUCCAAAGCCAAAACGAUCGGGAAAAGUUGACGGAGGCAAAAGAACUAGUGUAUCUGAAAGGAUUCUACGAUGGCGUUCUGCUGGUGGGUGAGCACGCUGGUAAAAAAGUACAGGAUGUUAAAAAGGAUCUCAAAAAGUACCUCGUCGAUCGCAAUGAGGCGGAUGUUUACUUUGAGCCAGAAAAGACGAUUAUAUCGCGUUCUGGAGAUGUCUGCGUGGUGGCUCUAUGUAAUCAAUGGUAUUUGAAUUACGGAGAGGAGAGUUGGCAGAAGAUUACCACGGAUCAUCUGAAAACUAUGGAAGUAUUUCACGAUGAAGUUAUGCGGAACUUUGAGAAUUGUCUCGACUGGCUGCAUGAAUAUGCCUGCUCGCGUACGUACGGCCUGGGCACAAAGCUACCCUGGGAUGAACAGUGGCUGAUUGAGUCCCUGUCGGAUUCAACAAUUUACAUGGCAUUCUAUACGGUUGCCCAUUUUUUGAUGGGUGGUUCGUUCCGUGGAGAAAAGCCAAGUCCUCUGGGUAUUACACCAGCUGAUAUGACUGCCGAGGUUUGGGACUAUAUUUUCUUCAACGAGGCCAAACUACCCGCUAAAAGUAAAAUUAAAAAGGAAAAUUUAGAGCUAAUGAAGAGGGAGUUCAAUUAUUGGUAUCCAGUGGAUCUUCGAGUCUCGGGUAAAGAUUUGAUACAGAAUCAUUUGACAUUUUUCUUGUACAACCACGUUGCUAUUUGGCCGAACGAUGCGUCCAAAUGGCCCCGCGGCAUUCGCUGUAAUGGUCACUUGUUGCUGAACUCAGCUAAAAUGUCGAAGUCUGAAGGAAAUUUCCUGACCCUCUACGAAGCAGUUGCCGUUUUUAGUGCUGACGGAACUAGGCUCUGUCUGGCCGAUGCCGGUGACAGUAUUGAGGAUGCAAACUUUGUUGUUAGCACUGCGGAAGCCGGCAUCCUUCGGCUGUAUACUUUCAUAGAGUGGGUAAAGGAAACACUUGGGUCGAAGUUUGCACUGCGCAAGGGCAAACUGGAUGAUUUUAACGAUAGUGUUUUCGUCAGUGAAAUGAAUCUGAAAACGAAGGAGACAGAUGAAUUUUAUCAAAAGAUGUUAUUUAAGGAAGCUCUCAGAACAGGUUUCUUCGAGUUCCAGUCAGCUAGAGAUAAGUAUAGGGAGUUUUGCGGAUCCGCUGGAAUGCAUGUGGAUUUGGUAGUGGAAUUUAUCCGUCGCCAAGCUUUGCUUAUCGCUCCUAUCUGUCCGCACGUUGCGGAGCAUGUUUGGGAACUGCUUGGCAAUAAAUCUAGCAUAAUGAAGGCCUCUUGGCCAACGGUUGGAGCAAUCGAUGAAAGGAAGAUCAAAUGUUCGGCGUAUCUGUUAGAUGCUGCACACUCGUUCCGUUUGAGUUUGAAAAGUAUUUCUCAAGUCAAAACUAAAGGUGGUAAAACGGCUCCUCCGCCGAUGGCGAAACCGACUGAAGCGACUAUUUGGGUAGCGAAAUCGUUUCCACCCUGGCAAUCUUGCGUGCUGGACACAAUGCGAGAACUGUUUGAGAAAAACAAAGGUUUUCCGGACAACAAGAUAAUAGCCGUUGAGUUGGGUAAAAAAGAAAUUCUAAAAAAAUACAUGAAACGUGUGAUGCCAUUCGCGCAAAUGAUAAGAGAACGUGUCGAAUCUACAGGCGGGCCUGGUAAAAGCGCUAUGAACGUUACACUGGACUUCGACGAGCGUGGGGUUCUACUGAAAAACAUGGACUAUUUUAAGAACACACUUGAGCUGGAAUCGCUGAAUGUUAGAUUUACGGAUGAACCGGACGCACCGGAGAAGAUGAAGGAGGAAGUUCGUCCCGGUGUACCGUACAUUGUGUUUACGGUAAAGCCCUGCGUAGCAGUUACAUUAGAAAACCCCAUCGAGCGGUCGGGUCUUUUCACUGUUAAUCUACAUUUGUCGGACGGAGACACCAGCAAAACCUUCAAAGAGAAAUUGGCGAAACAAAUCGGAUACAAAGCCGAUGUGAAUGAUUUGAAUAUCUUGCGAUAUCAAGAUCCGGAAAUGGGACCACGUAGGAUGCCUGCUUUCCAAGAUUACCGCAGCGGUAAACUAAGCCUUGAGGAAGGGAUUGUUAGUGUUGAUGCGGAAAAGAAAAAAGUAUUCCUGACGAAUGGAGCUGCGGAAAAUUUGAGUAUUGGAACGAGCUUCGUUUAUAUUAUUAAUUGAAGAAAAACGCGAGAGACACAUGACCUUGGCCUACCGACAGUUAGGGAUUGAAUAAUUAUUAUUUUGAAUUCGAA
Molecule: messenger RNA, 3815 nt
Organism: Wyeomyia smithii (pitcher-plant mosquito)
Lineage: Eukaryota; Metazoa; Arthropoda; Insecta; Diptera; Culicidae
Gene: LeuRS
Product: leucine--tRNA ligase, cytoplasmic
Exons: 4
Coding region: 193-3741 (1182 amino acids)
Biological process (GO): leucyl-tRNA aminoacylation
Molecular function (GO): ATP binding; leucine-tRNA ligase activity; aminoacyl-tRNA deacylase activity
Source: RefSeq, a predicted model, not a curated record